This is a messenger RNA of Rotaria sordida, 1548 nucleotides long. The record is from the annotation of a GenBank genome assembly. NCBI's taxonomy places the organism in Eukaryota, Metazoa, Rotifera, Eurotatoria, Philodinida, Philodinidae.
AUGUACUUUUGUCUUUAUCUAGUAGUAAUAACGAUCAUUGUCAAUUGUCUGUAUACAAUUGUUUUAACUCGUUCAUCAACAAACAAUGAUAGCAAUCGAAUUGAUCCAAUUGUACGUAAUAUUAAACAUAUUGUUGAUGAAGCUCUUCAAGAUGAUACAUCCAAUGAUAUUGAUAAUGAAUUUUUAAUUGAACAAUUAAGUCGAAUACUUGAACAAGAAGAAGGUUUUAGAUUAGUUGAUCGUAAACAACGAUCAAUAUAUUCAACUAAUAAUGAUGAAAUAGGAAUUUUUGAUGGAUCAGGAGAUCUUGAAAGUGAAGAAUUACCACCAGUCUAUUCAAAUAUGAGUAUCGUAGCAUUUACAAUGGGAACUACUACAACUGCUUUCGCUAAAUAUACACCUCGUACAUAUUCUCCAUGUCGUUGUGAGAAGGGUGAACGCGGAGAGAAAGGUGAUGCUGGUAUAUGUCCGGCAGAUUGUACUGUGAAAUAUAAUACAGAAACAAAAGAUUGUCUUGGUUCACAAAUUAAUAUACAACAUCUUGCUCAAUCAAUUCGUCAAUUAAUUGUUGAUAGCAAAAAAAUUGCUUAUCGAAAUGCUCGAGCAGUACCUUGUGUAUGUACACCAUCAUCAUUAUCAUCUACAACAGUAUCAUCAAUAUCUACUCCAUUUACUCUGGAUUAUAAUACUUAUAUGCGAUUAAAAGGUGAUAAAGGUGAUAUUGGUACAUCAUGUUCACCAACAUGUACACAAUCAAUACAGACUAAUGUACGAGUAUUUAAAACCUUACAACAAGCACUCGAUACUUCAUCAACUUAUCCUGAUCAUACAUAUAUUCAUAUUGUUAAUGACUAUGGACGUUUACAAGGUGUUUAUAUUCGAGUUCAUGGUCAAUUAAUACCAUUACGAUUAGAAAGCGAUAGUUCAUAUUAUGUACAAGUACAAACAUUACCACCGACAACAUUAUCCAAUCCGAAACCUCGAUGUACUACUACCCUUCCAUGUAAAAGCCUUCAUAUAUUUGCUGUUGGUCCUCGUGUACGUAAAAUGUGUUAUCCAGAACGAACAGAUUUAUUAUGUUCGAAAUUAUCUGAUUAUGAUGAUUUAUGUGAUCAUAUAUCUCAAAGUCAAGGUUUAACAGGUUUUUAUCGAGCAUUUAUGUCAACAAGAACACAAUGGUUAUCAAAUUUAUUUACUGGUAUUUGUGUUAGUGCAACAAUUGUUAAUAUGCAUGAGAAAAUUUUAUUUGACACAAUUGAAGAUAUAUUUCAACAAAAACCACCACAAAAUGAAAUUCUUGAUGUACAAGGAUUAAAACCUCAAUUUCAAUAUUGGUGGCAUGGUACUUAUGUCAAUGGAACAGCUUCAAGUGAUACAUGUCAUGAUUGGAGUCGACAAGAUUCAAGUUUAUCUGGUAUUGCAAGUCGUAUACCAGAUGGUAAACAUGGAUUAUUUCAUCAACAAUAUACAUGGCCAUGUUCAAUAAGUGACACAAAUAUGGGAAUUUUUUGUAUUGAAACAAAUUGUCAAAGAAUAAAUUAUCAUUAA